Habropoda laboriosa is the source of this 1016-nucleotide messenger RNA. It is a transcript of the gene Ubc6, whose product is annotated as ubiquitin-conjugating enzyme E2-17 kDa. Gene Ontology annotation, biological process: proteasome-mediated ubiquitin-dependent protein catabolic process; DNA repair; protein polyubiquitination. The transcript has 4 exons. Bases 406 to 861 code for a protein of 151 amino acids. NCBI's taxonomy places the organism in Eukaryota, Metazoa, Arthropoda, Insecta, Hymenoptera, Apidae. The record is from RefSeq and is a predicted model, not a curated record. Gene Ontology annotation, cellular component: HULC complex. Gene Ontology annotation, molecular function: ubiquitin conjugating enzyme activity.
AGCUGUCCGUGGUUUGGCAGUCCGGUGAACGAAUUUCUCAGGGUGAUUAUUACGUAGGUUUUAUGCUGGUGGCCUUUUCCACGAACGACAGUGGAAAUUCAAGGUGUUAAAAUAUCGAUACACAAUCGAGUGCCAAUCGAAAACUUGUUAGGUAGAACUAAUUUUGAACAACCUAUAACGGUAUUGUACGAUAGGGUGGCCUUCGGACUGACAAAAGGCAAAGACGUACGCAGCAGAAACAACGGGCGUUCUCGUAUAUGUGACGAGGUUGUCGAAGUAACCGUCGUGCGGAGCUGUGAUUUCUUUUAUUGGGGAACAGCAUUAACGCGAGGUGUGGACGGUAUCGAAACGUUCUAGAAUUUACCCAUAUCAACGAUUUGGGAGCGACGAGCCCAUUCGUGAGGGAUGUCUACCCCCGCAAGAAGGAGACUAAUGAGAGAUUUUAAGAGAUUACAAGAAGACCCACCUACUGGAGUAUCAGGAGCACCCACAGACAAUAAUAUUAUGAUAUGGAAUGCAGUUAUAUUUGGACCACAUGACACUCCAUUUGAAGAUGGUACCUUUAAACUUACAAUAGAAUUUACAGAAGAAUAUCCAAAUAAACCACCUACAGUGAGAUUUAUUAGUAAGAUGUUCCACCCUAAUGUAUAUGCUGAUGGAGGCAUCUGUCUGGACAUAUUACAGAACCGCUGGAGCCCUACUUAUGAUGUGUCUGCUAUUCUAACAUCUAUACAGUCGCUGUUAAGUGACCCGAACCCGAAUUCACCUGCCAACUCAAUGGCAGCACAACUGUACAAAGAGAAUCGACGUGAGUACGAGAAGCGAGUGAAGGCUUGCGUGGAGCAGAGUUUUACGGAUUAGUCGCAGGCGUUUCCACAAUGCUGUUGCAGCAUCAAUCAGCCACCUACAGCCAUCAGAUUCAGUGGAGAACGUGCAGCCUUACCAAGGAGCUAACGCUAAACAUUAGCAUGUUUCUUCCUAAAGCUCUAUUGAACUACCACAAUGUGCAACAUUAG